Molecule: messenger RNA, 1386 nt
Organism: Lactuca saligna
Lineage: Eukaryota; Viridiplantae; Streptophyta; Magnoliopsida; Asterales; Asteraceae
Source: the annotation of a GenBank genome assembly
AUGGCGAGAACAAAGCAAACUGCUCGCAAAUCAACCGGAGGAAAAGCACCAAGAAAGCAACUGGCAACUAAGGCCGCCCGAAAAUCCGCUCCGGUGACUGGAGGUGUGAAGAAGCCGCACAGAUUCAGGCCAGGGACUGUUGCCCUAAGAGAGAUCCGUAAGUACCAGAAGAGUACAGAGCUGUUGAUCCGCAAGCUCCCAUUUCAGAGACUUGUUAGAGAAAUUGCUCAAGAUUUCAAGACAGAUUUGAGGUUCCAGAGCAGUGCUGUUGCUGCACUUCAAGAGGUAUCGGAGGCUUACUUGGUGGGUUUGUUUGAAGAUACUAAUUUGUGUGCGAUUCAUGCUAAGAGGGUUACAAUUAUGCCUAAAGAUAUGCAAUUGGCUAGGAGGAUUAGAGCCGUCAUCUCCUCGCCACCAUCGAAGAAUCACCGGAGUAAGCACCUUGUUCCGUCGCCAGUGAAGACGAAGAGUCACGAGGAGAUCGGAAAGCUCGGUUCAUGGGUACCGUUGUUGUUCGCAUUUAGGUUGCACACACUCUCUUCUUGUUUCUUCUGUUGCUGCCUUAACCCACGCCCGCUGCCAUUUCAUUGUUGUCGUCUCCGACCAUUGCUUGUCGCCGAGAAGGUGCCGUAUAUCGCUAGGACCAUCAUGGGAACCACCAUGGUAGCCUGCCAUGGUGGUUGUUAUCUUGUUGUCACCAUGAAGGUUCACUGUUCUACCACCACCAACCGUCGUGUGGUGGUGGCUGUGUGUGUUUUUUGGUGUAUUGUAUGUAAUUCUGCUAUGUGUGUUUCUUUCAGUGAAGUGAUGUUUGGUGUUGUUUGGCCGAAGUUCACAAGAAAAGCCACCACCACCACCACUGUGAGGUGGUGGCUGCCGCCAUAUACCACUGCCGGCCACCACAAGGGUGGUCGUGAAACCCUAAUCCUAAUCACAUGCUUCAGCCACUACCCUUAUACCCCUACCUCCGGCUACCGCUGCCUCCUAGCCACUAUUGAAGCCAGAAACCACCAAAGCCAAGCUAUCGGUGCAACUGCUGACAGUAACGAAGAGCAUCGUGUUGAUGCCGAAUCAGUGGGUUGUCGUAACCAUGAAUCAUUGGCGUUGCUAUCGUUCUUCAGUGGAGGUGCAACCCCUGGUUCCCGUUGCAACCACCCUUCUCCUUCCAAUUUCAUUCCGUUCCAUAGCAACUUGCUCGUGACUAACCGCCACACGCCACCAACCAUUGUGUUAGGUGGCUAUGUGUGUGAACUCUUAUGUGUAUGGACGUUUUCUUCAUUGGUUGAUGUAUUGCAACCUUGUGGUCGAAUUUUAACUCAAAAACCACCACCACCGCCGUGGGGUGGUGGCUGCCACCGUGAACCACCAUCAACCACCAUCGCCUGA